UGGAGAGAGUGCAGAUGAACGUAAAGAGAGAAAAACUACAGAAACAACAGAGAUGACAAAACCAGUGAGAGACAUAAAAAUCGUGUUUUGCUGGGGUAAUGACAGCUGUCAUUACGCGCAAAUCUCCUGCAGUUCCAUAACCAAACAAUAUCCAUUCCGCAACACAGUCUACGGUUCUUUCAACCUCUGAAUGUUAAAUUAAAAAUUGUGAAAUGUCAACGGCUAAACUAAACGCUUCGGUCAUAUCUGAAAAAGUGAGUAAAAUCCGAUGGAUUCCAGAACAGUACAGUGCACCGCAAUCAUUCGUCACCGGCAACUGGGACUUUGGAUCGAAUAAUGUUCGGAUAUGGACGUACACACACAAUGAUUUGACCGAUGAGGACGUUGAAUAUGUUCCGAAAUCCACGGCAAAAGUGAAUAUUGCAGGCGAUGUGACCGGAAUCGAAUUUGUAAAUUUGGACAACUUUUUGGUGUCGUCCAGCAAUGGACUCGUCAAUCUGUUCAACAUCAAUAGAGACCUGGCUGCAAAUAACUUAGUUCAGAAACACGCAUUCAAGGGAUUGCACAAAUUUCAUGGUGAGACUCUAGCUCCGUGUACAGAUCUAUCAGUUUGUGGUCACAGUGUCGCUACGGUUGGUGAAGAUGGGAGACUGAACAUCGUUAAUCUUAACGGAAUGAAUGUAAUGAGGUCUAUCGGCGAUGCUGACAGUUGCUCCAUCAUAUGUGUUGAUUUUAUCAAUCAGAAGGAGAUUCUAACCGGAAAUCGGAUGGGACUAAUCAAAAUUUUCGACAGUCUGUCCGACCAAAAACAACCCACCACAACUUUGAUGGCUUCCUGUGAGAACGACAAAAUCUCGAACGCUGUCAGUGCCAUCACUCAUCAUCCCAAUCAAACUCACAUUGUCCUUAGUGGUUGCGAGGAAGGCUCCAUUACCGUUUGGGACCUUCGGCAGCCCGAAUAUCCUGCAUCCUAUGUGAGCGCGCACGACACAGCCAUCACAGAGAUCGCUUUUCAUCCCACCGAACCGGUGAAAGUGUAUACGGCGUCUGAAGGCGGCGAAUUGUACCAGUGGCUGAAUAAUUCCAAUGAAUUUACCAUUGACGGCAUGGAUCGACAACCGAGUCAAACGGAAACGAUCAAUCCGUGGCUGAGUGGCGAACGGACAAAGAAUACGAUUUCGUGGACGCCGCUUAUCAGUGGACUUCAUAAGUCAAUCAAUUCGUUUAGUGUUUGUGGUGCGAAAAUGGUCUGUAGCUCCGACAACGAGGCCGUUUAUUUUAUAGACAAUUGUAUCUGAAGUUAACCAUUAAAAGAUCACGUUUUUGUAA
Bradysia coprophila is the source of this 1329-nucleotide messenger RNA. RefSeq names its product nucleoporin 43 (gene Nup43). The record is from RefSeq and is a predicted model, not a curated record. Gene Ontology annotation, molecular function: protein binding. Lineage: Eukaryota; Metazoa; Arthropoda; Insecta; Diptera; Sciaridae. Gene Ontology annotation, cellular component: nuclear pore outer ring.